UUAAUAAUGUCAUGAGGAGAUUAUAAGAAGGAGAAACACGCUGAAGAGAGAGACAUUGUCAAGAGAUCGUCAAAAAAAAUUGUUAUUAUAAAAAAAAAAAAAAGGCUGCCUUCUCGAUUAUUAUAACUCUCCCGAACCCAUUGACAGAGUGAACGCGCCAAUGGAGAACAACCUACACAUGAUCUUGAAGCUCGCCAUUCUUCUCUCUCUCAUACUCACCUUAGCAGCAGGAGAUGAAACUCUUGGUUUCGUCUACAAUGGCUUCCAAUCUGCAAAUCUAACCGUUGACGGCAUAGCUGAGUUCACUUCCAAUGGACUCCUGCGACUUACCAACGACACCAAACAGCAAAGCGGCCAUGCUUUUUAUCCCAACCCAAUAACCUUCAAGCAGUCUUCAACAAACGCCGCUGCUUUUUCUUUCUCUACUGCCUUCGUUUUCGGCAUCAUAUCUGGAGAGUAUCCGACUCUUAACGGCCACGGUAUCGCCUUUGUGAUUGCGCCGACCAGGGGGCUCCCGGGGGCUCGGCCCAGUCAGUACCUCGGCCUUUUCAACGAGACAAACACUGGAAAUGCCAGCAAUCAUGUUUUCGCCGUUGAACUCGACACCAUCCAGAGUAGUGAGUUUUUCGAUAUCAAUGACAACCAUGUGGGGAUCGAUAUAAAUGGGCUCAUGUCUGCGAAUUCAUCUGCAGCAGGUUAUUAUGAAGAUCGCAGUGGUCAAUUUAAAAACUUGACUCUUAUCAGUGGUCAACCAAUGCAAGUUUGGGUGGAAUAUAAUGGUGAUCAAAAGCAAAUUGACGUUACUUUAGCUCCAUUUAACAGUGGUAAGCCCAGUACUCCACUUUUGUCUUUGAGUUAUGAUCUUUCGCCUAUUCUUAACAACGCCAUGUAUGUUGGCUUCUCGUCAUCCACUGGUUCGGUGUUAACAAAUCAUUAUAUUUUGGGUUGGAGUUUUAAGAUGAACGGCCAAGCGGAGGCUCUUGCUCUCUCUCAGCUCCCUAAGCUUCCCCGAAUUGGUCCUAAGCGGAGAUCAAAGUUUUUGACAAUUGGGCUCCCUGUAAUUUUAUCAAGCUUGAUUGUAGCUGCUGUCUCAGGUAUAGUUUACGUGAUAAGAAGAAAAAGAAAGUUCGCUGAAGUGCUUGAAGAGUGGGAGCUUGAGUAUGGGCCUCAGAGAUUCAAAUACAGAGAUCUUUACAUUGCAACUAAAGGGUUCAAAGAUAAAGAGCUAUUAGGCAGCGGUGGCUUCGGCAGGGUCUACAGAGGUGUGUUACGUAGCUCUAAACUUGAAAUUGCUGUGAAGAGAAUCUCCCAUGAAUCAAGGCAGGGGAUGAAAGAAUUUAUAGCAGAAAUCAUAAGCAUUGGCCGCCUCCGUCACCGGAAUUUAGUACAACUCUUGGGCUAUUGCCGGCGUAAAGGAGAACUUCUUCUUGUGUACGAUUACAUGCCUAAUGGAAGCCUUGACAAGUACCUCUAUGACCAGCCAGCAGUGACCCUUAAUUGGAGACAAAGAUUUCGAGUCAUCAAAGGCGUUGCUUUGGGCUUGUUUUAUCUACAUGAAGAAUGGGAACAAGUUGUGAUUCACAGAGAUGUCAAGGCCAGUAAUGUGUUGCUUGACGGUGAAUUGAACGGCAGAUUGGGAGAUUUUGGCCUUGCAAGGCUCUAUGACCACGGCACUGAUCCUCGAACAACCCGUGUAGUUGGCACUCUAGGGUAUCUUGCCCCUGAGCACACACGAACAGGCAAGGCAACAAAAAGCACAGAUGUGUUUUCCUUUGGUGCUUUUUUGCUUGAAGUCGCCUGUGGCAGAAGGCCAAUAGAGCCACGAGCAGAAUCAGAGGAUGAUGAAAUAUUGGUUGACUGGGUAUUUGGUUUCUGGUGCAAAGGUGAAAUUCUUGAGGCAAGGGAUCCAAGUCUGGGUUCAGAUUAUGUAGAAGACGAAGUGGAGAUGGUGUUGAAGCUGGGGUUGUUGUGCUCUCAUUCAGAGCCAACGUCAAGGCCGAGCAUGAGACAAGUUGUGCAGUACUUAGAGAAGGAUGCCCCUUUGCCAGAGCUGUCAUCUCUUGGAAUUUCAGCCAGUGGGCUGACAUUUACUUAUUGUGAAGGUUUUGAUGAUUUUGCAAUGUCAUAUCCAUCGUCUAUGGGCCUUACAGGAUCCUCUUCCGUUGCAGCAUCGCUACUUUCCGGCGGUCGAUGAUGCUUGAAAUUGUAAUUUUUUUUAUUACAAAAGGAAUAACAAGAAAAAUUUAGGCAUCCAUGCUAUCAGUUAUCUCUGUAAACUUGGAAAAUUUGCUAGGAAUUUCAACUCCUUCCCAUGUCAUCUCCAGAAUAAUGUGUACUUUUUUAAAGAAACGGGAAUGCGCCGUACCAAGUAGUGAAAUUUCAUAUGUAAUGACUGGCCUAGUAAUUAAUACGUCAAUAAUUUAAUUUUAAAAUAUUAUUAAAAGAUAUUUAUUCUUA
Messenger RNA from Mangifera indica (mango), 2457 nucleotides. RefSeq names its product L-type lectin-domain containing receptor kinase IV.1-like. The transcript has a single exon. The record is from RefSeq and is a predicted model, not a curated record. Gene Ontology annotation, molecular function: protein kinase activity; carbohydrate binding; ATP binding. NCBI's taxonomy places the organism in Eukaryota, Viridiplantae, Streptophyta, Magnoliopsida, Sapindales, Anacardiaceae. Gene Ontology annotation, biological process: protein phosphorylation. Gene Ontology annotation, cellular component: plasma membrane. Bases 161 to 2194 code for a protein of 677 amino acids.